AUGGGCCAGCUUGUCGAGAAGACCAUCUGUGAGAGCCCCGAAGACGUCCUCACGUGCAUGUCCCUGGGACGGAGCUUGAUGUCGUCGCCGUACAGCGACCUCUGUAGCGUCAUCACAUUCCACGGCGGUUCAGCUACGGUCAUCAAUUCAUCGUGUCAAUCUCUCGGCUCUUUCAUAUUCCCUUCCUUGAUCCGUACCAUACCUUCCAUAACUCACACCUGCUUGCUCCUAUGCUUGCCUACCAUCGUGUCACACCCCGAAGGGCUCGAGAGAGAUCUAAAAAGAGCACUGGCCCUGGUCGGGAGACGGCCGUUGGAUGCCGAUCAGGAGCUGGAGGCUCUUAUAGUCGCCUGGGAGACCAAAUAUGGUCUGGACCGGGGUGAGCAGGCUGGCAGAGUUGGAAGGCUGCGAGCUGUUGAGGAGAAGCUCAGUGAUGAAAUUGAUGAGAUAACGGAGCAGUGUGAGAGGCACCGUAGGAGGGUCAGCGUCCUUAGCGACCGACUCAGCGAGGUAGCACAGUUCGGUGUGCUCUCUGGUGGGAGGGACAAGGAUGAAGUCACAAGGCAGGAGUUGGCCGAGAGCCGACAGGCCCGCAAGGAGUUGGCGGCGAAGUUGGACGAGCUGGAGGGGGUCAAGACCGAGAUAGAGGCUGACAGGGACCGUCUGGCGGUUGAGGCAGGGGCGCAGAGACGUGCCAGUGACAAGCUGAGGGAGGAAGUCACCAAGUAUCGACGUUCCUUGGAAGCCAUGCAGCAGCAAAUGGCCAUGGACACAGGGGCUCGAGCAGCUGAGGAGACUAAGCUCAUAGAGGAGCUCGAGAAGGCGAGGGGACAGACUGCCAAGGCCGAGUCAGCCCUAGAGGAGGCCGAAAAAGCGCAUCGCUCCGCUGUAGACCAAGCCGAGGCCCUCAAAGUAGAUCUAAGCACCAGUAGAGGGCGCGUGAUGGACCUCGAGAGCCAGCUAUCAAAACAGUCCUGUAGCUUCCAGAAGACCAUCGAGGAUAUUCGCCGAGAGCACGAGCUGGUCAGGACUGAACUAGAGGCUGAGAUCCAGUUGUUGAGGCGUGAGGUAGAUGAACACAACAGGAGCUUAGUAGCAGCUGCGGACAAGGCAAGUCAGCUGGAGGGCACGGUCCGAAAGCUACGAGAGGAGGGCUCCAAUAUAGUGGAGGAAAACAACCAGUAUCGCCUCCGAGUGGACGGGCUUGUCCAGCGAGUUGCCGAGCUCACUCAGCUCUGGCAGGAAUCGGAGGCCUUAAGGGAGGAUGAAGGCCAGCGGUUGAGGGCCGCGCUGAGGUUAGCGGAUGAGAAGUCCCACGACCUUGACGUGGUCACUGCUGAGGUCAUAGCCCUUCGUAGUGAGAAGAACUCUCUUGUGGAGGAGCUCUCACGCUUGCAUACUGCGGAGGAGGCCUCAGGGGAUGCUGACUUGUCGUCUAAGGAGGACCUGGCUCUAGCAAGGACGGAUGGGAUACCAAUGACGAGUCUAUCGUGGGCUAGUCGAGAUAUCACUAUGGAGCUCGAAGAGGCUCACCAUAGGAUGAAGGCGGAGAUCGUCGAGUUGACUGAGGCGCUAGCAGUCGCUGAAAGGGCGGCUCUCGAGGCGCAAGAACAACAGGCCUUGACCUGUCGACUGCCCUUGGUGCAGCGAGAGUUGCUGGAUAGAAGGACUAAUUGGUGCCAGACGGACAUUGCUGGCUGCAAGCUGAGGCUGCCGGAGCCCUCCAAGAGCUUCGAUGAUUUCAUCAGCCAACAGGUCCGGGUUCUGCACUUAGCCUUCCUGCUCUAUCUAAUGCAGGUUGUCGCUGCAGCGAGUUGCGUAGAGAAAGAGCUCCUAGGUAGGAUCCACUUCCUCGAGACUGCUUCUGAACGGGCCCACAUGAGUAGCGAGGACUAUAAGGAGAGGGCUCGUCGUGCUGAAGCAUCUCGAGUGGAGCUCCUGGGGAACUUACUGGAAGCGGAUGAGAAGGCAGGGCAGCUGCAACGAGAGAUGGAGGAGAGUGUAUAUAAGUUGGCUCUGGUCGAGGGGGAUAACAAGAAGCUCCGCGAUGAAGUGUUCGCUGUUAUCGAACGUCUGAAGACUACUGAGGAGCUUCACAAAGAGGAACUAGCGUGUGGCGCCGAGCAGAUGGUGCGUCCUCCUACUGGAUAG
Molecule: messenger RNA, 2151 nt
Organism: Perkinsus marinus ATCC 50983
Lineage: Eukaryota; Perkinsozoa; Perkinsida; Perkinsidae
Product: merozoite surface protein-3, putative
Exons: 13
Coding region: 1-2151 (716 amino acids)
Source: RefSeq, a predicted model, not a curated record